AUGGGACAAUUAUUACGUGUACAACAUAUUUUCUGUUUUUUCUUAUUAUUUCUCAAUUAUUCUGUUGAUUCACAACAAGAAGAAACCGAAUUACCAUUAGCACCCUAUAAUGUGAAGGUGGGACAAAAAUUGGUUUUCAAACAUAUCACAAAGAUUUUCAGUUGAUGUGUCGACAAGGUCGAAGAUUUUCAAAAGAAGCUCAAAAUCCAAGACAAUGUCCGUCUUCUUCAACUUCUUGCGGAUUUUUUGAAUUCUCAAUUCCGGAUGGAAAACACGGAACACCAAAGGUUUGUGGGAUUACUGUAGGAAAAGCUUUUUUUGGAAUUUGUAGAGAAGCAAUUUUUGAAAUGGGUCUAAAAGUUAUGUAGAAUUUUGGGCUUAAUACAGCUAAUGUAAGAAUGGGAUUUGUGGUUACUGUAGAAAAUUAGGAUAUGUUUAAAAAUCACGGUGUGUAAUUUACAACCCCAAAAUUCAAGACCUCCAAUUUAAAAAAAAUUUGUGGUAGAUCAAAAAUAUCAGGUCUCAAAAUAAGAAAAAAAAUUUUUGGAAAUUAAACAUCUCAAAAUGCCUGUUGUUCUAAUUUAUGUGAAUUUUACAGUUAGGAGUCUAUGAUUGUGUUGAUAAUGGAAUUCUACGAGAUAUUCAAGAUGAUGAUUAUGAAGUAGACGAAGAGAAUACACCAGGGCCUGUGAAAAUAAAUACUGUGAGUUUUCAUUUUUUUCUAUUUAUUCAAAAAAUAUUUUUGUUCAAUUUCAGUUCCAAUUUGCUGAAAUGUGUGGAGCAGUUCCAAAAUGCAAUGUUUUCCCGAUCGACAAUCUGAGAAAAGCCUAUGUCAAAUAUUUGGUUCAGGAAUACGAUAUUAAGUUGGAAGGCUUGGAAGUUCCGGAAAUUCGAUUUUGUUGUGCAAUGUUUCAUUCGACAGUUCAAAAAUUGGUCACAUCUCCGACUUAUCAAUUACGUACGUUUUCUUUUUUUUUAAUUUUGAAACGGGAAUUGUUUUAGCUCAAAUUGAUGCUCCUCCAGUAAAUUGUCAAGGAAUAACUUGUGGACCUGGAGCUGUUGGAUGUUUAUUACAUGCAAUUCAUGAUGGAAAUGAUUAUGAAGAGGAAUAUGAAGGAGGUACAUUUCUUUAAUGAGAUGAGCAUUACAAUUUUUCAUCGAUGUUUUUUUCAGAAGAAAAACGACGGCGUGUAAAACGUCAGCGAGGUUUAGAAUUGAAUGAUUAUAUCGAAGAUGAUAGUGAUUAUGUUAGUGCAGUUGAUGUAACAUUUGAUGAUCUUGAUAUUGAAUUGAUAACAAGAGAACCACCGAUUAUUGAGACAACAACAAGUCCAACACUUCCAAGUUUAAAAUUACCAAUGAAUUUGGAAGAUAUAACAACAACAAAACCAAUGACAACAACUACCCCAAUUCCAACAAAAACUAUUCCAAAAAUUGUGAGCAGUAAGAAAUUUGAUUCGUAUGAAGGUGGGUUUCGGGAAUUUUAGAGUUUAUUCAAUGUGAACUUUUAGAUGAAGUCGAACCUCAACAAAGUACUCAUUGUGUUUAUCGUCACUUGAAUAAUGAAUUCUACCGAUAUUGUCUUCUUGUUCAUCAAAGUCGAGAUGGAGAUAGAUGUUAUCAUCAUAAAUCUCAAACAAUUUGCUGUUGUUUUGUUGGACCAGAUAAAGAAACUUGUGAUCCAACUGAAAUGGAUUUGAUUGUUCCACCUCCAGCACUUCAACCAGCAACAACUCGAAUGAUUAUAACUGUUCCGCAGACAUCUACAACAACAACAACGACAACACAGGAACCAGAAACAACAACAUCAACAACCGAAAUACCCAAAACAACAUAUCCAACUUUACCACCACAGAUUUAUAGGCCAAGACCGAUUGAUCAAACUAAAAAGAAAAAACCAAGAAGAAAGUGAGUUGAUUUCUGUUAUUAUGAAUUUUCACAUUAAAAAUUAUUUGGAAUAAAGAGUCCUCUUCUCCAAAUAGUCUUUUCCUUUUUUCAGAUGUCGAGUAACCUAUGUUCGAACAAAAUCAGGUCAACGCACUCGUCCAGUUCUUGUUUGUGAUUCGGUUUCAAAUUUAAGCUCAUAUAUUUAUUCUCCCCUAAUAUUGUUACUACUUUACAGGUUAUUUUGAUUUCUAAUAAACACAUGCUCACCUAAUCAAACAAUACAUACAUAAAAUGCUUUUACGCAACCCUAUAAUUACAGUAUUAGUCACACUAUUUUUUGGCCAUUUGUCUUUUUUGUGGUCCCUUCAUUUUUUGUCGGGAACAUACUCAAUAUUUGCACAAUUCAUUAUGUCAAAGGGUCUGCCGGAUUAUAAAAAUGUUGUGUUCGCCAGAUCCUCUCCUCUCCUUUUUUAUUUCUCACCUGGUUGGUAUGAUUAAUAUGAGCAAGCGGCACACUCAAUAAUUGGAAACACGAGUUCAAGUGCAGCUAUUUUGGAUUAUCCGACAAUUCAAAUUAAUGGAAACACGAUAAAGAUUCUUUAAAAGUUUUGUUUAGGAAUUUUAGAAGUGAAAGUUUUUUUCGAGGGAACCUUGUUCUUGUUGAGUCUUAUUUUUUGAAAAAUGCUUUUAUUAACUUCGAAAAGAUCCAAAGUUUACCAAUUUCCAAUAUUGUUGGUCCAUUCUUCCGUUCGCACCCAAUUAGUUAUUUUUUGCAGCCGCCAAACUUUUGAACAUUUGACACCUCGUGACUUUUCAUUGUCUCACUGCCCCUGGGAUGCCAAUUAAUAUUCCCUUUUUUAUUCUUAAUCCAUAACAACAACUAAUUAUCCAAAUAUUUACGACACUUUAUUUUUUCCUAAAGAAAAUAUUUCCUUCUAUAUAUUUUGCUGCUCCAACUUCCUACUGUAACUCCAUAAAUGGAUCAGUUGAUGACAACUAAUUGGAUAUGAAGAAUAUUUAUUGAGAGAAUAUACGAAAAGCAAAUAAUAAUUGGAUUUUUCUCGCGCAAUAUUAUUGUACGAAAAAAAAAUAAAAAGGAGAAGAAAAUGAAGAAGAUGAAGUUGACUAAACUUAUUACAUUAGAGAAGCUUUUAAGUUAUUACCCCUUGUUUUCUGAAGAUAACUUUUUCUCAAACAUUUCUGAGUAUUUAUUCUCGAAUUUAUUGAAAGUUCGAGAUAUAUAAUUAAUUAGGGAUUUCAUUCGCAUUUUUUUAAAAUUUUCCCGGAAAAUUGCCACCUUUUAUUUUUCAUGCCGCCGCCAAAAUUGCAUACGAUUCGAAUCGUUUAAUUAGAAGCACAUCGUGUUUAUUAUUAUCGAGACAUCUAAUUAGAUGGUUGGUUAUUAAAUAAGAAGAAAAAGAGCAGGAAAAAUAUGGAUAUAUUCGUAUUAUAAUAGGCAACUAAUAGUAGUAGUACAGUAAUCAUAAUAAUUAAAGAAAACAAUGAGAGGCACAAGUGUGAAAUCUAUUGUGUAAUGCGCAAUUUGAGACAAAUACACAGAUGUUUUGAGUAAUUCAACAUGCUUAUUUUAUUUUCUCAUAACAUCAAAAAAAUGUAUCAGACAUAUUUUCUGAAUUUAUUGUUCAGGAGUUGAUAAAAUGCAAAUUCAAACAUUCCUGAUAAAAUUUGUUGAUAAAACAUUUUCUGAAAUUGAAAAUUUUUAGAAAUGCUUUUCCAGCCGACUUAUGAAUUCUUCUGAGUUGUAUUUUCAGGACAAAAAAUCUGGAAAUAAAAAAUGAAAGUAAAUACUUUAGUCAUGAUUAAAAAUAACUUCUGAACGGUUGAGAAAUUUUUCAGUAAAAGCUGUAAAACACAUUUAAUAAAUAAUUUCUUGAAUUUGUCUACGUUCUAAACAACAUCUGUAGAUUUCUGCAAACAAAAUUCGCGUUAAAAUCUUAUUAGAACUUCCGAAUCACAAAUCACAAUCAAUAUACAAAUUUCCAACAUUUUCUUCUCUGGUGGUCAUUUCUAUCUGUCUGAAACUUCACAAACACUUUCCCCUCUAUCUACCGUAUCCCGCUCAUCCUUUUUUGAUCCUAAAACUUUCCUAAUUUGUUCGCCCCGCCCAUUUUCCUAAUUAGCCACGCCUCUUUUAGCUCGUCUAUCUCAUCAUCAACACAUUAUUUGAGUGUGCCAAAAAUGACGACAACAGCAACUGGACGAUUUUCGAUUGAUGAUUUGUUACGUGAACAUUCACGUGAUUUUCGAAAACUCAUCAAAUUGGAUGAUAAUGCAACAUCUUCUUCAGAUGAGGUAAUUUUUUUCAUCUAUUUUUUGAAAUUGGAAAAAAAAAAGUUUUCCAGAACUCGGAAAAAUCAUCUAGUGAUCCAUCUUCUAUAACAAUUUCAAAUGAUAUUUCAAAUCAAUUAAUUAAUGCAAAUCUUGAUCAACAAGUUCCAUUAUGGUUGGCAGCUGCAGCUUUUCCUUUGGAGCAAAGUAUUUUAUUCGCGCAGAGAAAUGGUGGGAUUUGUUUUUUUGGAAGAUUUAUUUAAUAUUUUUCUGAUUUUCAGUAUUUCCUGGAAUUUGGACAGCGGCUGAUCAAAUUCGUUUAGCAAAUGCAACAAAAUCAUAUCGAAGUUCGAGAAGAAAAGCGAGAACUGUUUUUAGUGAUCAACAAUUACAAGGACUUGAGAGAAGAUUUGAAUCACAAAGAUAUUUGAGUACACCAGAAAGAAUUGAACUAGCAAAUGCUUUAAGUUUGAGUGAAACACAGGUUAGUUGAGAACAAUGUUCUUCAAUUAAAAAAAAACGAAUUUUUGAGACCUCACAAAUUUUUUUGAUAUAACUUUAAAAAAAACCAACAAUUUUUCAGGUCAAAACCUGGUUUCAAAACCGUCGAAUGAAGCACAAAAAAGUUGUCCGAAAAGAUGAAAAUAAUUCAAGUUGUGCAGAUAAUGAUAUUGAUAGUGAUUGA
Messenger RNA from Caenorhabditis angaria, 4861 nucleotides. The record is from the annotation of a GenBank genome assembly. NCBI's taxonomy places the organism in Eukaryota, Metazoa, Nematoda, Chromadorea, Rhabditida, Rhabditidae.